AGAGAGAGAAAAAAAGCAGCUCUGGUUGGUUGCUACUGUUGCUUCAUCUAUCCAUUUUCUUUCUUUCCUUUUCUUUUUUUUUUUUUUGGGGAAAUUCUUGAAAGGAAAAAAAAGGGUCCAGUUCUGGCUGUUCAUCCACCUCCAUUGUGUGGAUCUUUUCCGAUUUUUGUGGGCUGGAUCCGAGUGGACUCAGUGUUUGUUUGAAUCCCGGUUGAGAUGUGAACUCAGCUGUGGAAAGGGUGAAGGAAAAGCGAAAUGUCGGCUUCUCUAGCCGCAUUUGAACGCCCUCGUGUUGUGAAUUCGAAUACGAUAUUCAAGAGCGGGCAUCUGCUCAUAUCUUCUAAAGGGCUCGGGUGGAAGUCUUGGAAGAAGCGAUGGUUUAUCCUUACACGUACCUCAUUGGUUUUCUUCAAGAAUGAUCCUAGUGCACUUCCGCAGCGUGGUGGUGAAGUAAAUCUGACUUUGGGUGGCAUUGAUUUGAACAAUUCAGGGAGUGUUGUAGUCAGAGAAGACAAGAAACUGCUGACUGUUCUGUUUCCUGAUGGACGUGAUGGACGAGCAUUUACUCUUAAGGCAGAGACAUUGGAGGACUUGUAUGAGUGGAAAACAGCCCUUGAACAUGCUCUUGCACAAGCGCCAAGUGCUGCUCUUGUGAUGGGACACAAUGGGAUAUUUAGAAGUGAUACUAAUGAUACAAUUGAAGGGUCUUUCCCUCAAUGGAGAGACAAACGCCCAGUUAAAUCUUUGGUUGUUGGACGUCCAAUUUUGCUUGCAUUAGAAGAUAUAGAUGGGGGGCCAUCCUUCCUGGAGAAAGCACUUCAGUUUCUUGAGAAGUAUGGAAUCAAAGUAGAAGGUAUUCUGCGGCAGUCUGCAGAUGUUGAGGAAGUGGCUCGAAGAGUUCAAGAAUAUGAACAAGGCAAGACUGAAUUUGGUCCGGAUGAGGAUGCCCAUGUCAUCGGCGACUGUGUUAAGCAUGUUCUUCGCGAGCUACCUUCUUCUCCUGUUCCUGCAUCCUGCUGCACAGCUUUGUUGGAAGCCUACAAAAUUGACCGGAAAGAAGCUCGGAUGAACGCAAUGCAGUCUGCUAUACACGAAACAUUUCCUGAACCCAAUAGGCGCCUCUUACAAAGAAUUCUUAAGAUGAUGCAUACUAUUUCCUCCCAUGCUUCUGAGAAUCGGAUGACUCCAUCAGCAGUUGCUGCUUGUAUGGCUCCAUUGCUCUUACGCCCGCUCUUAGCUGGUGAAUGUGAACUGGAGGAUGAUUAUGAUGUCAAUGGAGAUAAUUCUGCUCAGCUUCUUGCUGCUGCCAAUGCUGCUAACAAUGCCCAAGCAAUUAUUACAACACUCCUUGAGGAGUACGAGAAUAUUUUUGAUGAUGAUAGUAUGAACAGAUGCUCCUUGUCUGCGGAUUCUCAAUCUGCUAGCAGUAGAAGCGAAGAGAUGAGUGAUGAUGAAAAUCCUAACAUAAAUGCGAAUGGUUAUCAUGAUGCUGAAAAUGAAGUUGACCCUGAAGCAGAUUAUGACCAUGAUCGCAGACUCAGUGGGAAGUUAAGUGAAAGCAGUGGCUCUGCUGCCAGCGAUCUGUAUGAGGCAAUUGGGAAUGGUGAUUCAGACGAUGGAUCAUCCACUCACAAUGGUACUUUGGCAACAAAAUUAAAUCCAACACUGGACCCUAGACCUCUUACGGAUCCUAAUCUUUCAGUUAUUGAGCAACUAGACCAACAGAAGGCAUGUGAAAACACGAUGGAUGCUUCUGCUGAAAUACUUGGUAAUGACUCACAGAGAUCUAUGGGAGAUAUUUUGUCAUCUAUGGGUCAAGAGCUAAAUCAAUCUAUUCCUGGACCUGAACUAUUGGCUGAUAAGACAAUGCCCAAACUUACAAACUCCAGUCUCAAUACCAAGAAAUCAGCAUUUUGGGGAAGAAAAAAUGCCAGGAGAACUCCUUCAACUGAAUCAAUUGAUUCUUCUGGGGAGGAAGAGCUUGCCAUCCAACGAUUGGAGAUUGUGAAGAAUGAUUUGCGUCAAAGGAUUGCCAAAGAGGCAAGAGGAAAUGCAAUUCUGCAAGCUAGCUUGGAGAGAAGGAAACAAGCUUUGCAUGAGCGUCGGUUGGCACUUGAACAAGAUGUAGCAAGAUUGCAAGAACAGUUGCAAGCUGAGAGAGAUUUACGAGCUGCUCUGGAAGUUGGCUUAAGCAUGUCUUCUGGGCAGUUUUCUGGCUCCCGUGGCAUGGAUUCCAAGACAAGGGCUGAGCUGGAGGAGAUAGCUCUUGCUGAGGCAGAUGUAGCCAGAUUGAAGCAGAAAGUUGCUGAACUUCAUCAUCAGCUAAAUCAGCAGCGGCAGCAUCACUAUGGUCUUUCAGAUGCAAUUGACCGUUAUCAACAUGCUCCAGAUCAAAGUUUGCAGCAGAAGUAUUUCCAGCAAGAUUUUGAUACAACACUUGCUGUUUGUAAUCAUGAGAGAAAACAAAGGACUGAGGUGAUUGUUCCUUUUCCUUUUGAGUUCUUGGGGGCAGAACCAAGAACCACCAAGGGACCAUUAUUGACAUCUGGCAGUAGUAGGCAGCCUUCUAGGAAGCAGUUGAUGGAAUCAACGAGUCCGGCUGCUUCUAAAAGCAGUGAAGCGUCCACAUCUGUUGACAAUCUUUGUGCUGUUGAUUCUGCAUCUUUACCUUCCACUUCUAGGGUUCCUGAGGUGAUGGAAUAUCCUCGACAUCCAGCAGCAGCAUCCUCAACUUUGGUAGAAUUGACAACACGUCUCGACUUCUUCAAGGAAAGGAGAUCUCAGCUGAUGGAACAACUCCACAACCUGGACUUAAACUACGGAUCGACACCUCAAGAUUUUGUGUAUAAACUCUCGUCUCCUCCUUGGAACUAGACGUUCUUGCUUCUGGGUGGAAAUGCUGCCAUCUUUUCAUUGUACAGUCUUUACACGAUGGUAUAUAAUUGUGUUUCGUGUUUGAAGUUUGCUGCUGGAGUAGUCCACUCCAGAGAGCUCGUGUUUUUUCGUGUUUGUUUUUCAUGGAGAAUAUGUAAGUAGGGUCUACGCUGUCGAAUUCUGGUUCCUAUAGAUUUUCUUAUGGAAUAUAACGCGGUUUAAAGAUUAACUGCACUGUCUUAUUAUUCGUAUGCAGAUUGUUGUACUGAAAGUAUGCUUUGAUUUGACAUUGUAGAGUUUGGACUGAAACGUGGGACAAAUGUUAUUGCACAAACAGUUGUUCUUGGCUGCUAUA
This is a messenger RNA of Sesamum indicum (sesame), 3229 nucleotides long. The record is from RefSeq and is a predicted model, not a curated record. Lineage: Eukaryota; Viridiplantae; Streptophyta; Magnoliopsida; Lamiales; Pedaliaceae.